AUGGCUGCCGGUGUGCCUGGAGGGAGGGUGUCUGCAAGCUCCUGCCAGACGUCCUGCUACGUGCCCGUGAGCUGCCAGCCCACCGUGUCUGUGCCCGUGAGCUGCAGGCCCGCCAUGUCCGUGAGCUGCAAGCCCGCCGUGUACGUUGUCCCCUCCUGCCAGUCUUCUGUGUGUGUGCCCGUGAGCUUCAAGCCCCUCGUGUUCAUGGCCUCCUCCUCCCAGUCCUCCGGGGGCUGCCAGCCCUCCCGCCCCACCCUGCUCUACAGACCCAUCUCCUGUAGCACCCCGUCCUGCUUCUGA
This is a messenger RNA of Enhydra lutris kenyoni (northern sea otter), 300 nucleotides long. RefSeq names its product keratin-associated protein 12-2-like. The coding region runs from base 1 to 300 and encodes 99 amino acids. The record is from RefSeq and is a predicted model, not a curated record. The transcript is spliced from 2 exons. Lineage: Eukaryota; Metazoa; Chordata; Mammalia; Carnivora; Mustelidae.